Messenger RNA from Alternaria alternata, 830 nucleotides. RefSeq lists its product as hypothetical. NCBI's taxonomy places the organism in Eukaryota, Fungi, Ascomycota, Dothideomycetes, Pleosporales, Pleosporaceae. The transcript is spliced from 2 exons. Bases 252 to 650 code for a protein of 132 amino acids. Gene Ontology annotation, molecular function: oxidoreductase activity. The record is from RefSeq and is a predicted model, not a curated record.
GUAUCGUUCCCAACAUCGUUAAAGCUGCGCGUACAGUGUAAAAGCAAAACUGGCGACGUGGUGUACAGCGACAGGUAGAUGAGAGAUUGCUUGGUCAGUAGUUCAUUCGAGAAGAGCACGUUGAGCAGUAUAUGCGAGCGGGUGAGGAGACGCCGAUUGGGUUUCUGCAGGGAGUGAUGCGUCAUCGACCCUGGCAAUCCUCAUCCUAGCCACAUCAGCCACAUUUACGACACCUACAAACGAUAGCAACCAUGUCGACAGAAGAGUUGGUUCGAGUCACUGUCCUUGCGAAUCGCAACCCCAAGCUUUCGGAAACUGAAUUCAACGACCACUGGGCAAACAAGCAUGGCCCUCUUAUCACAUCGUGGCUACAGCGUCACGGCAUUGUCAAAUACGUCCAAUAUCAUACUACAUCGAAACAUAAAGCGCUUUUGAAGAUGCCUACACUCUCAUACGAUGGCAUGGCGGACUUUUGGGUGCGAAACUACGAGGAUUUCGAGAAAGCCUAUGAAGAUCCUUUCUACUUGGAGGUCGUGAAGAAAGAUGAGGAAUACCUGUUUGACUUAGAGAGUUUGCGCGUUACUGCAGGUGUAGAGCACUGUGUUAUCGAGGAUGGGAAAGUGGUGCAGGAGCAUGCGCGCAAGAUCUAGUUGUCUCCGCACCUAGUCGCACGUGAGCACGGCAGUCGACCAUGGAAAGAACGUAGUAUGUCGGUAGGUCUCAUGCGCAAAGUUGCGCGUUGUGAAGACCAGCAACUGCAAGCUCAUAGGACCCAAGCUUGCUUCAUAGGCAAUCAGUUACAUGGUACGUAAAGGUAAAGCAAAGCUGUG